UCUGGAGUGAAUUUAUAUCUGUCUAUAAGCUCACCCAGGAGUUUGAAAAAUUUCAUAAACCUUAAAACCUCUAAUGCCUUAGAGUUCAUACAUGAAUGUGGAUAUGUUCAUUGGGAUAUAAAAUGUCAAAAUAUAUUUAUUGGUAAAGAACCGUUGAAUAAUCAUGUGUAUUUAGGAGAUUUUGGUAUGGUAACUAAAUAUAAGACUGAAGAUGUUAAGCCAGAUAUUAAAUGUGCAAAUAAUGGUACACUAAAUUAUAUAGCUCUAGAUGGCCACCUUGGAAUGCAUACUCGAAGAGGUGAUCUUGAAAGUUUAAUGUACAAUGGUUUAGAAUGGUUAAAAAUAAAAUUGCCCUGGACAAAUUUUACAAUACCAAAAACCAUUAAAUCUAAAACUGAGAUGAAAGAUACAAUUUUAGCUACAGGGUCAAAUAAAGAAAAAAAUUUAUUUAAUAACGUACCCAAUUGUUAUUUUGAAACCAUGAUUUCGAUUUAUAAUCUUGAACCUACUAAAAAACCAAAUUAUGCUUUGUUAAAAAACCUGUUAAAUUUAUUGUAA
This is a messenger RNA of Aphis gossypii (cotton aphid), 558 nucleotides long. Its product is annotated as nucleosomal histone kinase 1-like. The annotation marks the transcript as partial. Gene Ontology annotation, cellular component: cytoplasm; nucleus. The transcript is spliced from 3 exons. The record is from RefSeq and is a predicted model, not a curated record. NCBI's taxonomy places the organism in Eukaryota, Metazoa, Arthropoda, Insecta, Hemiptera, Aphididae. Gene Ontology annotation, molecular function: ATP binding; protein serine/threonine kinase activity. Gene Ontology annotation, biological process: peptidyl-serine phosphorylation; signal transduction.